AUGGCGGUCAACUUCAAGCUUCUCGUAUCCUCUCCAGAGAUCAAUCCCCAUAAUCGCAAGGCAAAAUCAAUCCCCAUUCUUAACCCCUUCGAUCAAUAUGGAAAAGUUUUCUUUUUCUCAUGGAUGGGAUUUUUCGUUGCAUUCCUGUCAUGGUAUGCAUUUCCACCAUUGUUGACCGAGACGAUUAAAAAAGAUCUGGGUAUGACUUCGACCCAAGUCGCUAAUUCAAAUAUUGUCGCACUGCUGGCCACCCUCUUGGUUCGAGUGAUCGCUGGCCCACUUUGCGAUCGUUUUGGUCCACGCUUAGUAUUUGUGGGACUCCUAUUAGCCGGAUCCAUACCAACAGCCAUGGCCGGUCUGGUCACCAGUCCCAAUGGCUUAAUUGCUCUACGAUUUUUUGUCGGAAUUCUAGGUGGCACAUUCGUCCCAUGUCAAGUUUGGUGUACUGGAUUCUUCGACAAGAGCAUUGUUGGUACGGCAAAUUCGCUGGCUGGAGGAUGGGGUAAUUCCGGUGGUGGAAUCACCUACUUUAUCAUGCCUGCUAUUUUCGAUUCUCUUGUCUCUGCACGGGGUCUGCCUGCGCAUAAAGCAUGGCGAGUUGCUUAUGUUGUUCCCUUCGUCAUCAUCGUUGUUGUCGCUCUGGGCAUGCUAAUCCUCUGUGAGGAUACGCCUACUGGCAAAUGGUCCGAUCGUCAUCUCUGGGCGAAGGAGCUGGCUCCUAGUGACUCUAACGAUGGAAACAUUGUCGACAUCAACUCGGGUACCACCUCUACCGGACCCUCAACCCCACCAUCAUUAUACAACGCCGGGUUAAUCGAUCUUGAGAAGAAGGGUGGCGCACAGACACCUCAGAUUCGGGAUAAAGAGGCAUCCGCUAUCGGACAGAUGUCAAGUUAUAAACAAGACCUUGUCGUCGCUCCUACACGCAGGGAAGCACUUAGCGUCGCAUUCAGUCUCCCUACAAUGGCCGUUGCCAUUCCAUACGGCUGCACAUUUGGUGCCGAGUUAGCGCUGGACAGCUUCCUCGGUACAUACUACGCAGCUAAUUUCCCAACAAUGGGACAAACGGAAUCUGGACGAUGGGCCGCCAUGUUCGGUAUUUUGAAUAUUGUCUUCCGUCCAGCUGGCGGUUUCCUGGCCGACUGGAUUUUCCGUGCGACGGGUACUUUAUGGGCGAAGAAAGCCCUCGUGGUAUUCUUGGGUGUUGUCACAGGUGCUUUCUUGUUGGCUAUUGGAUUGACAAACCCGACUUCCGAAGCGACAAUGUUUGGUCUUGUUGCCGGUAUGGCUUUCUUUUUGGAAGCUGCCAAUGGAGCUGUCUUUGGGCUUGUGCCUCAUGUGCAUCCUUAUGCAAAUGGUAUUGUGUCCGGACUUGUCGGUGGAUUCGGCAACCUUGGCGGAAUCAUCUUCGCCAUUGUCUUCAGAUAUAAUGAAACUAACUACGGUGGAUCCAUAAUGAUUAUUGGAGCGAUUUGUUUGGCGGGAAGUCUUGCUGUCAGCUGGGUUCGGCCAGCACCAAAGACUGCUGCGAUUUAA
Messenger RNA from Penicillium malachiteum, 1536 nucleotides. RefSeq names its product MFS transporter. Lineage: Eukaryota; Fungi; Ascomycota; Eurotiomycetes; Eurotiales; Aspergillaceae. The transcript is spliced from 5 exons. Gene Ontology annotation, biological process: nitrate transmembrane transport; nitrite transport. Gene Ontology annotation, molecular function: nitrate transmembrane transporter activity; nitrite transmembrane transporter activity. The record is from RefSeq and is a predicted model, not a curated record. Bases 1 to 1536 code for a protein of 511 amino acids. Gene Ontology annotation, cellular component: membrane.